AUGUCUUGUUCAUCGUUCCCAACUGCCUAUGAGCCCGAGGCGGCCAUCGUUCGCGACCUCCGGGACUAUAUCUUUCGGUCAUACCAGAGAGCCAGGGCGUUCAACUUCGCCAUCGCUUCUGCACGUGCCAGAGAAAACGGCGGCCAGGAAGAUAUGAAUCUGGAAGGAAUCUUUGAUCUUAAUGACUACCUGCGGUUCUGUGACAAGUUGCUCAAGUGGGCGCCGGACGUCUCUAGUCCCGGAGAUGCGCUGCUUCGCAAGAUUCUCGUUUUCUACUGGGUGUUUGAACAGCCGUCUGUCCGAAACCUCCAGACGCCCCUGUUGCCCGAGACAUCGAACACGGAUCUGUCAUGGAUUUCCUACUGGCUUGUGGGUUUUGCACGAGAGAUCGGACACUGGAUGGAUACGCCGGAAUCUGCCGACCAUGUCGAGUCCUUUUACAACAAUCCUAUCUAUAAUAAGGAUAUCGAGCUCUACAAGCAACCAGAAAGCGGAACAUGGGGGUCAUUCAACGAGUUCUUCUCGCGUAAAUGGGCAGACAUCAACGUCGCCCGUCCGAUAGCUGGGGCAGCCAACGAUUCGGUCAUCGUGCACGGCGCCGACUCCAUGUUUGGUGGCUCGUGGGACAUCGAAGACGGGUUUGUCAAUAUUGAGAACCAAGCUAUUACGGCCAAGGGUAUCAAGUGGCCUGUCAGCGAGCUUCUUCAGCGCCUGGGUCCGGACUUCGAUAAUGGCAGCCUGAUGCACGCGUUCCUGUCGCCGCACGACUACCACCGCCAGCAUGCCCCUGUGAGUGGCAAGGUUAUCGAGGUGAAGAAUAUUCAGGACCAGGUGUACCUCCAAGUGACCAAGAAGCGAGACGGCAACCGCCUUGCGCCUGACCGAGGACUUACUCGUGAGGCGACAGAGGUAACCCGAAGACACCAUAAGAAGAAGGUUGAGCUUCGAUCGCUAGACGCCCCAGAUGACGCAGGCUACCAGUGGUGCCAGACCCGAGGCCUGAUAGUCAUCGACACUGUCACCUAUGGCAAGGUUGCCGUCCUGCCAAUCGGCAUGGCCCAGGUCUCGUCCGUGGUGAUGAGCGUCAAGAAGGGAGACACCGUGCAGAAAGGAGAUGAAAUCUCGUACUUCCUGUUUGGGGGCUCGGAUAUCGUCAUAGUAUUUGAAAAAAGAGUCAGGUUCCGUGACGAUCUCGAGGUAAACAAGACAAAGAUCAACGUGAGAGACAAGUUGGCUACCUUUCCGCCACUCCCCUGA
Messenger RNA from Aspergillus versicolor CBS 583.65, 1257 nucleotides. Its product is annotated as phosphatidylserine decarboxylase. Bases 1 to 1257 code for a protein of 418 amino acids. The record is from RefSeq and is a predicted model, not a curated record. NCBI's taxonomy places the organism in Eukaryota, Fungi, Ascomycota, Eurotiomycetes, Eurotiales, Aspergillaceae. Gene Ontology annotation, molecular function: phosphatidylserine decarboxylase activity. Gene Ontology annotation, biological process: phospholipid biosynthetic process. The transcript has a single exon.